This is a messenger RNA of Pocillopora meandrina, 13653 nucleotides long. NCBI's taxonomy places the organism in Eukaryota, Metazoa, Cnidaria, Anthozoa, Scleractinia, Pocilloporidae. The record is from the annotation of a GenBank genome assembly.
AAAACUCCCGGAUGAACUUCACGAGGUUCAAAAUCCAACAUGGCGGAACGUGAGAUCACAAUCAGAGGAAGGCGACUUUCUCAAUUGAAAGUUGAUGAACUUAAAGUUGAGCUGGAAAAACGCGGCCUCAAGAAAAGUGGAAACAAAGGAGUUCUUAUUGAGAGGCUACAGGAGGUAACGGAGAGCUCUCUAACGCGGGAAAAAACCCGUAGAUUGUACUAUCUCUUUUCCCCGGUUUGUUUGCGUUUGCAGCUGAGCUUUCUGUUCAUUUUCAGCUGUUUCUGUCUUCCGAUAUGAGGGAGUUCUUUUAGACGUACAUAUUUUAAACAACAAGAGAAGAAAAUUUUUGAUAAUUGAUAAAUGCAUUGUUUACAUCAGUGUAACGAUGCAAUUUCAAAGUCAUCGACUAUGUGAAGAACAUCUCAAUUUACACAGAAGUUGUGCCGUAAAAGGCAGAUAAUCGAGCAUAAUAAUCUGAAUGAAAUUCAGUGAUAUCUCGAUCUGGGUUAUCAUGUUAAGGUUAAGCAUUGAAAUCAUAAUUCUUCAAUGCAAUGUAGUGUCUAAAAUUUAUUUGCAAGAAUUUGGCAGCUACUCGCCAUACUACGAUAAAAUGUAACUUUCCCAAACGCCUAAGUAAUUUCACUUUCUACUCGUAUUAUACUCUCAGCAAUGAGAGAAAUGUAGAUUAACUAGAAACCUUAAGGUGAAAGUUUCUAGCAACUGAAAUUUUGUGAGAUUAUCAGAGAAAGCCCAGUCAAAAUCUCCCUUCAACCCAAGACUGAGAUCCAAACCUGUGAGAGCACAGCAUAGGGUGUUUUGAUUUAAAUAAGGUGUAUCUACUGGAUAGAAAUAUAUCCUUUAGUCUGUGUUAUGCACCGUUCAUAUAACCAGGACCUGGUCUGCAGUAGGUCUAAAUGGCAACUGUGAAGGAAAGUAGAUAGCUUGAUAAUUAUAGACAUGCACAUUGUGGAAAGUAAUGGCAGGCUAAGUGGCAUGGGGCUACUUAUUAAUUGGGACAAAUAUUCUACAAUCCUUGUUAUUGAUAAAAGAGGUGGUCUAAAUGACACUACCUUCUUGGCAUCAUCAUAUCCAGCUGAUUGUAAUAUCAAUACUUUAAACAACUAUUUUCAGAUGUUAACAAGGUAGUUUGGUAUUAUCAACUGAGUUAAUAGUAUAAAUUGGUCAUUGUCAAUAGUUUCAAAGCUGGCAUUUUAAGCGUUAGCCCUUCGUCAGAAAAAAGAGUUAACACUUGAAACUUCAGCUUCAAAACUCUCAACAGGGGCUAAUUUCUCUCUCUCCAAUGCAGCACUGUAGUUUCUUUAAAAACUUACCUCCUUCAUUCAAUUGUCAGAUCUUAGUUGUUUUAUUGCUGUUGUCUGGUUAAUUUGCUAUUGAGUUGAUUAGUGUUUACCAUUCACCUUGGUUAUUCACAAUGUAGAUAAUUCCAAAAAAAAAAGAAAAAUAUCUGCAGCCUGAUUUGUCAUUCUUUUACUCCAAAGAUCUAAAUUUAGAUAGUUUCUGUCAUAUAUGUACAUUUGAAUUAAGGUAUGAGAAAUUUGUGUUAAGUGAAGCAAUUAUUUCCCAAGUAUUUCUUUCUUAUCAAGCCCCCAAGGUUAAAUUUAUAAUUCUCCCUCCUAGCUGGUCUGGAUUCCUAAUUCUCUUUUUCCUCUUUUCAUUUCAUAUUUUAGGCCAUUGACAAGGAAAUGGAAAUGAAGGAAGGGUUUGAGAGUUAUCCUGUACCACAACAAGCUCCUGCACGGGUUGGAGAGCAGUGGCCUCAUCCCAUGAUGCAGCAACAGCAACAACCUGGUAUGCUAGAGAAUAAGGCUAACACAAUUCUUAUGUUUUUGAUAUGUCCAUGAAAAAUGUAGAGUUACCCAUUCAUGCUCUUUCUGCUUCCCUAAUUUUGCUUGGGUUAUGCCUAUUGAGGUAAGCACAAGUGAAAGCACAACAGCUCAAACAUUGGCAUUAAUGCAAGUACAAACACAAGCACAAGGAUCAGAGUUUUUCUUUUUCUUGUGCUAAUGCUUGUGCUUGUUGACAUUAGUUUUCUCUUGGCGUGUUUACCUUAUGCAUGCAUUUGUGCUUGGGUCACUUGUGAAAACCAGGCUCAAUCUGUCAGUGAUUUGGUUAUUUAAGUGAACAAUAUAGUCUUUUAUUCAGAGUUAGCUCUCUUUAACCCUUUAUACCCCAACAUCAGUAUGCAUAUUCUCCACAUUGUCCUUUAUAAAGUUCUAAAGGUGCCAUCAAUGGGAAUUUGUUUUACAAUCAAGAGCAUCUCUCCUUGAUGAUCAUUUCCUGUAAUCUGGUGCCUUAACCCUUUAACUCCCAAGAUCUGAUUGUUAAUUCUCCACUGUAGCUGCUAGACAUUUCCUUGUAAAUUAGUUAUGAGAACUUGGUGCUAUAUCAAGAUAGCAGCUUCUACCUGAUAAGUUUGAAUAUUCUCAUGACCUGUUUGCUGAAGAAUGUAUGGAUAUUGUAGGGAGAAGUUUUAUGUUAAUCACUUCUGGAAGUUAAAGGGUUAAUGUUUGAUUCAGAGGUGAUAUUGUAGGAGAAAUUAGAUUUUAGUCACUCUUAGGGGCCAAAGGUUUAAGUUAGCAUUGUUAGGAUUCAAUGUGAAUGUUCUCUUGCAGGAGAGAGGUUUUGCUAAUAAUUUUAAUCCAACAUAAGACUGACAAUGUUUGCCAUUAUUUUGGUAGGUGGUUUCCCUGUUCAGCCAAUGGGAAUUCCACAAGGAAUGAUAAAUCAGCAACAAGGAUUGUUAAACCAACCUCAUGUUAUGAUGAACCAGCAGCAGAUGAUGAUGCAUCAGCAACAGGUAUAGAGUAUAUAUACUUCAGUGGACUCUGAUAGAGGUUCAGUGUUCCCUUUUUACUCUGUAUUUUAUUAUAAAGAAUGCUUUCUUCAGGGAAUUGGUGAUAAUUGGUAAUUAAUAUUUAGACAACAAAAAGUGUUUGUUGUUAGGUCAUGAACACUUUUUUUACGGUUUUGUGGAAUGACUGGAUAAGGUGAAACCACUUGGAGUCUUAGUACCUUUUCAGGGGACAAGGGUGUUUUCUGAGGAGGCAACUUUCCUUGUUGGGCAAUAAUUGUAAUUUUUGUAGGAGCAGGGUUCUCAUUAGAGGACCUGGGUAAGGGUACCAAUAUAUGCAAGUCUACCUCAAUAUGGGAUAUAAAAUAUUGUACUUCCAGUGUCACUAUUAUACUUGGCUGCUCUCAUGUGGAUGCCCUUGCACUCAGAAAUGUAAUGAAACCCUUGUUGAAGGGGUUCUCAACAAAUUGUUUUCAGAAAACUGUCUUCUCAAGCACUUUGCCUAUUCUUGAUUUUAGUUUUCUUUCUUCCCCUCAAUUUUGUUUUUCAUUUUCAGCAAAUAACAUCACCUGUUCAAGUGAAGGAAUUCAGAGAACAGUGGCCUCAAGCCCAAAUUCCACCACCCCAAAUGUUAUAUCAACAACCACGGGAACAGCAAGUCUUGAAUCAACUACCUCUAAUGGCAGACAAGAAACCUUUAACACAUGCCUCAAAUCAUCAAGUUCCCCAGCCUGUUCUUGAACCAGAAGUUGAAUCAUCAAGCUCAUCAGAUAACGAGCAAGACUCUGCACAACAGUCCUCAAGUUCAUCAAGCCAGGAAUCAGAUGACCAUGAACAGGAACGACCCACAUCACUGUUGAACUAUAACUAUUCCAAUGACUCUAGGACUGAGGCGAGGGCUGCCCCUGUAGUUGUUCAUGAAAGCAAACCCAUCACAGUUCAGAAUGUUGAGGAACAGUCAAAGGAAUCUGCGUCUUUGGCUCCAAAAGAAGAGGAGAUGAAGAAAGGGGAAGAUGUAGCUGCUAAUGAUAGACCAGAGUCAGGACAAGAUGAAAAAGCAGAUGUUGAAAUGGAUGGAGAAAAGACAGUUGCAGAACUAAAGGAGAAUGACAUUAAGGAUGAAGAAAACAAGAAAAAAGUUGUUGAUGAAGGUGAAGAUGGAAGGCAAAAUGAAGUAGUUGGCAAGGAAAAGGAAGGGGAAGUGCCUAGUGAGUCUCUUGAGAAUAAAGAAGCAGUUUCAACACCAUCUCCUGCAGAAGAGAACACUUUUGAAGUUGAGCCAAGUGAAGAGGACAAAGCUGUCGUAGAGGAGCCAAAAGUUCCAUCACCACAGGUUUGCACUUACAGUACAUUCAUAUAAUUUUGGUUUAGGCUAAAUUUCCACUUGUGUCUUGGGUGCAGUCUUUGGCAUAAGUUAAAGAGGAGAAGUUUCUGUUUGGGAGUAAUUAACAGUUGAAGCCACACAUCCAAUAGUAUGGUUGGGGAUAGCAUAUCAAGCCACACAGUUUAUGUGUUCUUUUCCUGAACUUCAGCUGGUUACUGAGCCUUCCUAGUUCAGUGUGAAACUAGCAUGUUAGCAGGUUAAGUUUGGCAUUUUAGGUAAUUAUAUGAAGGUUUUGGAAGAUAAUUGAAACAUUGAGUUUUAGAGAAUCUUUUUGUUUAUUACUGGGUACAUUUUAUUGAUCAUUCAUCACAUAUAUUACACAAAAAUUACUAAAAGAACAGUACAUGUGCAUCAAAUGAAAUAACAAAUGUUUAAAAGGAUUUUAAAAAAUCUUUAGGUUGACUAUUCAAGAACUUGCCUAAUGCAGAUUUAAAUUAAGGACAUAACUGCAUAUUUGGAAUUGCCUAGAAUUCUACCAAAAAAAUAAUUUCGUAAGAAAAUGUGGCACAAUCCCACCUGUUGCAGGUGUACGUAUACAUGUACAGCUGGAAAUUAUAUUUGCAAGCCAUUUGCAUCUUAAUUAUUGCACAUGUACAUGUUCAUAAAUUAAAAUACAUGUGGUUUCCUUGAAUAUCCAGUUAAUUUUACUGCAUUUUUCUUUCUAUAGAAGCCUAGCUCUCCAGUUGUAACUAAGAAAAGAAAAAUAAACAUACCAAGUAAGUUUCCUUGUGUCUGAUGUUCCUAUUACAUUGUCUGUUUGUAGAAUUUUUGUAUCUGAUUGUCUGAAUUUUUUUAAGGAACAUCUCUGCCAACCACUCCUACGUCUGAGGGUCAACCAGGAUCAAGGAAAAGGAGAUGGGGAUCAUCCUCAUCAAGCAAGAAAACGUCUUUGUCCAUUAGCACUGAUUCACUGAAGGUAUUUUGCAAUCAUUUUACAGGGUACAAGGUAGAUUUUACUGUUUGACUCAAGAACUAUAGAUCACAUGUAACCCUUAAACAUCCAUGAGGGAACUAGACAGAAUUUCAAUUUUGAUAAAAUUUCAGCAAACAACUGAUGAGAAUAAAGAAAAUAUCAAUUAGGAGAUUUUUAGUUGAUCCUAUGCCAAAUUCUCCAAACUAACAUUAUUAGAAUUGUAUGGUAGACGAUAAGGAGAAUUACUAGUAAGGAGAAUUACUUGGGAGUGAAAGUUUUAUGAAGGGACACAAAGACAUUCUCUUCUUAGAUAAGAAGCUUUAGGCAUCUGUUAUUGCUACUAAGAGAGAAGCUUUGAUCUACUAUUGAGGUUUUUAGAGCAAAAACAAAUGAUCCUAAUGGGAGCCAGUCAGUUACUUUCCAGUGGAUGGUUUACUAUUGAGGUUUUUAGAGCAAAGCCACAAAAAAAAAAAGAUUAUUCUGUGAACAUCACCUAUACUGCCAGGAUUUGAGCAUCAUGGCAGUGCUUUUAUUCAGUGUCUUAUUGAGAGAUGUUCCCUCUUUGUACAGGAUUUAAUUCCAGGAGUGCAAGUGCACAGUACCCCUGCCUUGGAAGCAGUCAUGGACAUUAGAGGUGAUGAUAAUGAUGAGGAAGAUGAUGAGCCAGAAGAAAAGAGAAAGAUUGAACAGAAAACUGACGAGGAGAAGGAAGAAUUAUCGGCAGAAACAAUGCCUGAAGUGAAAGAUGAGGGAAGGAGAAGAAAAGACAGGAUCGUGAAGGUUGAAGAGAAGAAAACAAUCAAGCUUCAAAGAAAGCUGGUGGUAGUGGAAACUGAACCUGAUACAUUGAAAAUGGAGGUUGAGGAAGGUAUUCAUAUGUUUGUGUAUAUCUGGUUAGGUUAUUGUUAUCACCAUCUACCUUCACUUAUGUUAAGAAUGUUUUAUUGUUUGAAAUUCCUAAGCUAUAGUGAGGAUAGCUAAUGUUUGAACAAGUGCAGCAUGGCAACUUUUGAAUGACCUUGACCUUUGACCACCAUGAGGACUUGUGAGGCAAAUUGAUCAAAUUUUUUGUUACUCUUGUCUGAAUCUUUUAUCUUUUGUUGUUUUUAUGAUUUUAUCUGAAACAGAAAAAAAUAGGGAUCAAACUGGUUUGAGCAACAUCUUAUGUACAAAUAAACUAUGUUGCUUGUUUUGUGUCCCUUUGCUAGGGGGAAAUGAGGUUUAUUAUUUCCUAUUCAAUAUUAUUGUUCAAGGCCAUUUGAAAGCUGUCACUGCACACGGUUUGCAUUUCUCUGAGGAACUCUGUUUGUCUGUCUAACCUUUCUGCACACAGCAGCAGUUACAAGUAGAAAGUGUCCUAAAAAGUCAGCCUUGCACUCUGUCCCUUUGUACAUGAUGAACCCUUUUCUGUGGCAUGCGGUGCGGGAGGUUUUCUUUGGGGUCAUUCCAGCUGGGUGCUCUGAGUUGAAAAAAAUAAAAACAAAGGAAGCAACUUCAAUAAUCAAGUGAUUAAACCAUGGCCACAGACAAAAUAGAUGGCCAUGAACUGAGUGAUUAACAGUAUGUGAUCACAUAUCAUGAUGUGUUGCUGAUAAACACAACUCUUGAACCAUUUGAAAUGAAAAAAAGAUGAGAUGAAACACUUGAAACAAGGCAUGUGUGAGGGAUGCCUUACAGCUGACUACGAAGACCACCAUGCCGUGUGAUCCAUCAGAAAUGUACACAAACAACUGUACCUCCACGGAGAAAACUGCCUCCACAGUUUGUUGGGGCAAUUACAUGUAGUGUACCUAAAAUUGAAAAAAAUGGAACUCUGCAUUGUAGGAAGCUAUCUGCAUUUUUGGUGUGUGGUGUGUGGUGUGAUACACAAUACCAUCACUAUGUACUCUUCCCCUGACAAUUGAAUACAUUGGAGUUUGCAGCUGUAGAGCACAUCAUGGAGGAAGCUGUAAAAUAAGACUGCCUUCUGAAAGCUUUUCAACACGUGUAAUGCCUCAGUACUUGUUCUUUAUACAACAGCAAGAGGUUGCACCAAGUAAACCAAUGAAACAUUGCUACUGGCAUUGCACAAUUUUUGGGGGUAAAUUUGGACAAAAAAAAACUAGUUGUUACCACAUCAUACUUCAAAAGUCACAAGGACAAAAGAGAUCAUCUUGCUCAACUAAAUGAUGAUUGUGUGAGAUUAUUGACUCUUUGGCUAUUAACUUUGACAUAAAUCAGUGAAGAGCUUGCAUCAAAUGUCAUUGGAGAUUAAAGUAGUUACCCUUCACUUCUACUACUUCUACUCUUGUGGAUGGUGGACAUGAUGCCUAUCAAAAAAGGAACUGUCAAUGGUUGCAUAGCAAAGACAAGAGACUGCAGCCCUUCUCAGCAGAAGGAAAAGGAGAGGCUGUGUGAAAAUUCCAAGCUUCAUACCACAUGAAAACUCAUCAUCAAGAACUCUAGCUAGCCAAGCAAUGAACACAGCAGUGGUAUGGUGGUACAUUGCACAGGAAGCAAAACUACAAAUUUAUGCAGAUGGGAUUUUCAACUGAAAAAGUUUGUAUGGCAAAUUUGAACAUUCCUGUCUUGUCAGGAAGUAGAUUGCCCAACCUUUCUACAUCUAGUCGUGAACUCUGUUGGGUUAAAAGGAAAGCACUGAAAGCUGUGCACUAACUUAAAUCCCACAGUUACAGACAGAAAGCAAUCGCUAUUUCUGAAGGUGGAAAGAUCAUUUGCUCAGUUUAUGCUGUAUCCAAUGGGUUGAUUCUGGGACUUGCUGUAUCAGUGAGGAGGUUGAAUGUACUCAAUGAUGCUCUCAAGUUCCUCUGUGGCUGUGCGUACCCCCACCAAUACUGUGUUUCAGCCGCAAACCAUUUUACCAGCUCUUGUAGAGGAGUAUUUUCCAAAUAAUUUUUAUUUUAGAGGUUAAUGGAAUUUUCAAGUAUUUUUCUUGUUUGGUGACACAAACUUUAGUCUGUAAAUGUGAAAACAAGGGCAGUUUCACCCAAGGUUUAUUGAAUUUUUCUUUUCCUACUUUUUAAACCCAAAUUUGAGGUCAGUCACUUAAACAAGAAAAAGCAAUUGAAGGGUUUUAUGUUGUUGUAGUUGAUAGACCAGAGUUUUUCCAUGCAAUAAAAUGCUUGUGCUUAUUUCUGAAUGGAACCAAUUUUGUUCUUUACUAAGAAACAAUGCACCCUGCUAGGCAAAGGUAGAAUAUCAGAGUUGUUAUAAUGUUGGUGACACAAUGCACCAAGAAUUAGUAACACGCAUUUAAAUUGGGUUUUGCAAUUGUAGAUUAUCCUUUUUUCUACAGGAAAGAUGAGUGAAAUUAACUUUAAAAAAUUGCAAACAAAUUAAGAAUAUAUUUUUGUCUGGUAUAAUAGAGUACUUGAAUAGGAAAUUUUCUCUCUUUUUUCCCUCGCGUACACUGUUAUAACAGAGGAUUGCAAUUAACUGAAUAUUCCCUCGUUCCCCGCAUAUAAAUUGACCUAGUCAAAACUUCAAAAGAGAAUUAUCAAAGAAGAAUUUUUACAAAAUGUUCGUUUCCAACAGGAAUUUGUUCAUAAGCAUAACAGUGGAACAACUCUGGAGAAAUAUGCUUAAAAUGCCGAAAUGUAUUUAUCUUCUGUCGAGACUAUCUACGUUAGAGUAGAACUUGUUUUAGUAUUUAUUUGUUGGUUAAUGUUCGAUACCGCUGACUGUUUUUCUAUUUUACUAUUAGAGCCUUCAGAGAACAAACUGGAAGAUAAUCCAUAUCCGAGGCGGUUGUCAGCCCCAGUCCAAGAGGAAUCCCCAAUACCAGCAGGCAAACGCUCCCCGUCACCCGCUAAAAAUCCCCCGUGUAAGACACUGCAUGUCAAGAACCUCGUACGACCUUUCACACUGAACCAGCUCAAGGACCUGCUCGGCAAACAUGGAACCUUGGUGCCGGAUGGAUUUUGGAUCGACAGGAUAAAGUCACAUUGCUACGUUGUGGUAAGAAAGAAUACCACUUGCAACUAGAGCGCUUUCCGCUUGAGUGUCGUAAAACCGAGACCAAAGUAAUCACAACAACCAAUCACAAGAAACGGAAAUACCUUUAAGAGCCAAUGAGAACUUAGUGUAAAAAUAAACUGCUGAAAGCGCGGGAAAACGCGGGCGACCAAGUCGUGAUUGGUUUUUAUCUUGCAUCUGAUUGGCUGAGAGGAUGGCGCGAGUUUCCUGGACCAAUCACAUAAAGAAGCUUCAAUUUAUGGAUUUAAUAGGGCUUCCAAGGGGAUGGUAGUAGCAUUAACUAGCAAUUUUCACAUGGUUAUCGUUAAGAUUGCAGUAGUUUUGCUUAACUAUGAUUGGUCUAAAAAUCACGCGUCGCCUUCUCAAUCGAUCCGAUCCAGUAUUAAAGACGAAUCCCUCCAUGUUCUCCGCGUUUUCCCCUCAUCAGGCAGCUGACUUGUGUUUACUUGGAGUUCGUAUUGGCUCAUUGUGAAAGUUUGUGCCGCUCUCAUCAGUCGCCUAGGUUACUUUAGUUUUGGUGUUUCGGCACAAUCGAAAUAGGUGGAGUUAUGUCCGUUGAUAAAAUCCGUCCCCUGUGGAGAUUUUUGAGAUCUUUAGCAACUCCAUGUUUAUUAGUUGAGGUUAAUUUGUUUCUCCCGGAUUCUGUUUCCAACAGUACACUGAUGAGGAUGAUGCAGUGGCCAGCAGACAAGCCCUACAUGGCAUCAAGUGGCCAGCAACAAGUCCGAAAAUCCUUGAUGUUGAUUACGCUGAUGAUGAUGAGGUUGGUGUGGCUGUGACUGUCUCUCGGUUAAAGGUUUCAGCUGUUCGGCCUGAGUAGUAUUCAGUUUAAAAGUGAACAUUAUUUUUUAGUUAAGUCUAACCCUUGGUGCUGCAUUGCCUCACUUGCAACGAAACAUUUCAAAAAUUAAAUUGAUCUUUACUUAACAAAUAGUGAAGCCUUGACUGUGCUCUGUUCUGUUGUAAAGCACGCAGGAAGCGGCUAGAGCACGAAAGAAGCGUAGGGGGAAACACGAAACGUAGUCGAGAACAGAGCACAGUCAAGGCUUCUCUAUUUGUUUUAUAAUAAAGAAUCCGUUAAAUUCCCCAAGAAUUACUUUCAAUUUUCAAAACAAACUUUAUUUCCAAAGCGAACAAUAGUGUCGUCAGCAUGCUCUAUACUCUCAUAAAGCACGCUACAAUAAGCCAAUCAGAAGCCCUGUUAGAAUGGUUCAAAUAAUCUGAUGGCUUUACAGGACUAAAGCUGUCAAAAAUGUCAAACCGUCAAAGUUUAUAUUCUGCAAUAGUUUACAAACUAAAAUAGUUCGGCAUGUCAAAUUUAAACACUUUUGCCUGAAUUUUUUUAGUUUCUAAUACAGAAUCUGAAAGUGAAAUGUUCAGUGAAAUUCGGCCCAAUCGUGGCUCACAAAAAUACGCAAGUUAUUUCACAUGACAAGUAGAAAACAAACUGUUCAAGGCGAGUGUUUUAUGAAUGAACGACAGCCGAAUUCACCAGAACAUGAAGAUCACUCGGAAUGACAGCACCGUAAAACUCGACUGUAGUGACUGAUGUGGCCUUCCACUCAACGCAUCGGAAAGGUUAUCAGAGCAAGCUCUUAUUUUUUCCCUCGAAGGGUAGUCGAUUUAGUUCCAGAGGCUUGCUCUACUGCGAUGACCAAAGAUCGCCAUGAUGAGCUAGCCGCGAUAGACCUCAGCAUGAUUGCAGUCGCUCUGACACCGUCAUGAUUAGUAUGAAUUUUAACAGUUAUGCCAGGUUAUAUUUUUCAUCAUUCCUUUUUUUUUCUGUUUUGUUUUUGAACACGAAACGUUAUAUACUAUACAAGUGUUAGCUGUGUCUGAUUUCUAUUACCGUACGUAAACUUGCAAUCUAACUGAGCGUGAAAACCUUUAAAACUCGGACUGUCCAUCUUGUUUUAUCUUUAAGGAUUUUUGUCUCUGCUCACGUUACAGUAACGUAAAUUACUGCGCCUAGCAUUUUUGCAAACCUUUGCUCGCUUGUUCCGAAAUUUCACUUUCAAUCAACGAAAGAAAAGCUAGAAAGAAGUCCCGGAAAAGGUCGGACAUAGUACAAUUUGGCAGAUGGCGUGACAGCUUUAGCGCAGUUCUAUGUUCUAUACUCUCAUAGAGCACGCUCUUUUAACCAAUGACAGCAAGCGUUAUAUCCGAACUUUAUUGUAAAUACUGAAUAGAUCGGAAGAAAUCGAUUCGGACUUAUUUCCAUUUUCGCGAUUCUACUCGGCGCGAAGCUUCUGCAGGGUGAAGCAAUCACCCACCUUGACGGUGAUUAUUAGAGUCAGCUGUGAAGCGAAAACCUUUGACAGAAUCUUCCGUUACGACGUUUGGCUACAUGAGUAUUAAGCUUUCAACCACUCAGUUAGACGUUUAAAUUCGUACCUAAGUAUGUGAAAUUGAUUUUUUUUGUGUUUGUUUUUGUUAUUUUUACAGAUGGCGAGAGAUACAGAUGGUCUUCUCGGUCGCGAGAAGGAAAAAGAACGAGAACUGAAUGCGGAGAAAGAUGAAAUAAAAGAACGUGCAGGUACUUGAAGUGUAAAAUUACACCGUGUACAGUGAUUGUCCAGUUCAUUGGUGCUUGAUAUCGAAUAAAGCUGUUCUCGUAGUUAUAUAAGAGAUCGUGAUUUUGAAGCCGCCAAUCCGUUUCAAUUUGCUACAAAAUGCAGCUCAAAGAAUGUUAUUCGUCCUGUCACCAGUGUGGCACUAGGGGAAAAACAUCUGAUUCCCCCACAGUGAAGCUCGAUACAUGAGGUGAACUUAAAUGGCUGAUCGCGUUUACUCUAUUUAGUUGAAGAAGAAAAACCAAUGGUAACAGAAGAAAAAGAAGAGGAAGAAGAAGAUCAGAAGAACGCUGGUAACCUGCUAGAUAACCUUUUCAAAAAAACCAAAACUAUUCCCUGCUUGUACUGGUUGCCGCUCACCGAUGAACAGGUUUGUCUGUCUCAGUGUCAGCCCUGCACGCUUCACUGUUGCAUUUCAUUGGCCUCACUCUCCUUUUCUGUUUUCGUCCGCGCUUGCGACGAAAAGUAAGAAUGAACCACUUAAACGGUAUUCGUUAGUUUUGGUUAAUUGACCCUUGUGACAUAAUCAGUUCCUUAUGUGAAGCCCUUGCAGUGAGCUUUGCCUCGAAUCGACUUUGGCCAGUUGAGCCAUUAUCAAAGUGCACUUAACAGAGAGACAAAUAAUAGAUUUUUUAAGAAGAACAGUCUGCAUACGAUGGCCUCUCUGGGCAUUAAUUGCCUUUUUCAAUUGAGAACUGACAUUUUAUGGUAUAAGAUGCAAAAGGUCAAACAUCCGCUAAUUGAGCUUUGAAGAAAUCUCUCGACUUUAUUUUGCAUACCGCAAUGGGAACCUUGUUCGCCUUUAAGGAUCCAAUUCGAUGUUACAGAUUUGAAAACGUGUGACCCUUCAGGUAUUUCUCUAGUCAUCGCCACGUGAAAAUGAGUAAAUUAAAGAUGAUUAUUUUUUCGUAGGAUCUAGUUGGAUUUUGUAUUGUUUCUUACUGGACGAUUUCACCGCAGCCUUUAUUCUACAGUUACACCGAGAAUAUGACGAAAACCUUUUUACUCGUCCUUGUUUUUAAUUUUAUGCAGAUCGCGACGAGAGAACGGGAAAGAGAGGAAAGACGGAAAGCUAGACAGGAUGAAAGAGACAAAGAGGAACAAGAACGUAAAGAGAGACAACAACAGCGAGAGAAAGAGCGGGAAUUGGAGCGCGACAAAGAGAAACGAGAACGAGAAACUACUGAGAAACAGCGCUCUCGAUCGCCGAGAAACCGACGAAGAGAACGAAGCAAAAGCCGAAGUAGAAGUCGGGGACCAAGACGGCGAUGAGUUGACAUUCCGAUUUAUUAGACUUCCGUUGUAAUACUCAGUUUUAUGUUGGUUUUGUGUUUGACUUGUUUAAGGGGUGACUUUAUGUCUCUCUUUAGAAACUAACCGUUAGAUUGAUUUCUCUUGGCGCAUCAAUACUUAAGCAAGGCCUGUUUUGGUUGCGACUGUUUGUCCAUUCCAGUAUCAAGCAACUGUGGCGAAACUGCUCCUUCUAUUCGAUCAACUAUUGACACAUACUUUUUACGGAACUUAGUGAUUGUCGAUUCAUUCUACCAUUUUAGCCACUUAACCGAAGUUUCAUCCUUCUUCAAAAAUACCAUUUAUUUUUUAACGGUUUUAGGACAAAUUUGCCAAAAUUUCUGUCCCUUUUUUCAGAAAUUUGCCACAAUAUUUCGUGAUAUCAUAGACAGGUUCAACGCUUUCCGUUUUAAAGUACUCAUACACAUUGAAUUAUUUCUGUAGACGUUUUCAUAGUCGGUAAUGGGAGCAGUGCUUCCUGGCGUUUGUGGCUGAUCAUACACCUUAUCUCAUGGUCAGAAAGAAAAUUAGAAGUUUUGCACUGACUUGCUUUGUUGUGUUUAUUUUGUUUUCGCAACACCUUCUAGUUCCCGGGAACUAAGUGAUAUUACUACCUUCUUGUUAAGCAACGAAAAGUACUUUGCUCUUCGUUUGUAAGAUAUUAAGUGAGAUUUAUGGAAAAUCUUGUGAAUAAACGAAACUGUGA